AUGAAGCAUUUUUGUUGUUUACUAUUCAUAUUCUUGAAUGCCAAGCAAGAGAUUGUUGAUCUUUCCUAUUAUUGUAGAAUAAGAGUGAAUAGAGAAGAUUGCAUAUCAAUUCUUCACAACCAAAGUACAAUCAACUUUGCAGCACUUUUGAAAGAAGGGCUGAUCUUCCUUUUCACUGUCCUCCCUUUUCCUUUACACCUACUCGAGGUGUAUCAAAGAUUUGAAUUUGAAGAAUUUUUCAACAGAGGAAGCAAAUCUCUGUUUCAAGGGGCUUAUUUAGAUGAUAGAAUCAACAAGGUUUGUGGGCCCGCCUGGUGUCGGGAAAACAUCAUUGGCAUCAUCAAUUGCUGCUGCUCUUGGGAGGAAGUUCAUAAGAAUUAUCUCUUGUUGGUGUAAAAGAUGAUGCUGACAUUAGAGGCCAUAGAAGGACAUACAUUGGAAGCAUGCCAGGUCGCCUCAUUGAUGGAUUAAAGGUGAAUUUUUUCAUUUUUUUUAAACAAAAAUAUGUUUGAAAUUUUUACUUUUAUGAGCUAUAUAACAUUUCAGGUCAAAUUAAUGUAAUAUGUUUUGAUUAAUAUUAUACUCUGUUCUACCAUUUGGUACAGUACAGUUUGAAAUAAGGAAAAAAAACAAACACAGCGCCAAAGGCGCAGCUAAUUCCCCUCUAGUUGGAAUUAAAAGCUGAAAAAACAUAGGC
Lactuca virosa is the source of this 697-nucleotide messenger RNA. The record is from the annotation of a GenBank genome assembly. NCBI's taxonomy places the organism in Eukaryota, Viridiplantae, Streptophyta, Magnoliopsida, Asterales, Asteraceae.